Messenger RNA from Ochotona princeps (American pika), 3935 nucleotides. RefSeq names its product synaptotagmin 4 (gene SYT4). Gene Ontology annotation, biological process: regulation of dopamine secretion; vesicle fusion; regulation of calcium ion-dependent exocytosis. The record is from RefSeq and is a predicted model, not a curated record. Gene Ontology annotation, molecular function: calcium-dependent phospholipid binding; clathrin binding; SNARE binding. Lineage: Eukaryota; Metazoa; Chordata; Mammalia; Lagomorpha; Ochotonidae. Bases 239 to 1507 code for a protein of 422 amino acids. The transcript has 4 exons. Gene Ontology annotation, cellular component: synapse; axon; membrane.
GCCACGUCUGGAGUCUCAGAGACGAGCUUCUGAAGAGAGCAAAAUAGGAACAGAGGUGGCAAAUCACCGUGCGAAGGCGAACGGACCUUCCUCUUGGCCGCCUCCCUGUUCCCGGCGCAGGUCUCCAGGGCUCUGUUGUUUUCAGCGCUCGGAAAAGCCGGUGCUUCCCAUCCAAGCAAGUAAAUCAGACCAGGGAGUUUUCUGUUCAGCACCUCGGACAGAAGCACGCAGCAAAAAAAUGGCUCCUAUCGCUACCAGCCGAGAAGAAUUUGAUGAAAUUCCCACAGUGGUGGGGAUCUUCAGUGCAUUUGGCCUGGUCUUCACAGUCUCUCUCUUUGCAUGGAUAUGCUGUCAGAGAAAGUCAUCCAAGUCUAACAAGACGCCUCCUUACAAGUUUGUGCAUGUGCUCAAGGGAGUUGAUAUUUACCCUGAAAACCUAAGUAGCAAAAAAAAGUUUGGAGAUGAUGACAAAACUGAAGUGAAAAAUAAGCCAGCUUUGCCAAAGCAUGCAUUGCACCUUGAUCUUGAGAAGAGAGAUCUCAAUGGUAAUUUCCCCAAAAAAGCUGCUGGUCCUUUGGAUCUGGAGAACGUGCCUCCGAAGCUCUCUACGGAAGGAGAAAAAGAGGGUGUUUCCCCUGAGAGCUUAAAGUCCAGCACUUCUCUUACCUCAGAAGAGAAACAAGAGAAGCUGGGCAUCCUCUUCUUCUCUUUAGAGUACAACUUUGAGAAAAAAGCAUUUGUGGUGAAUAUCAAGGAAGCCCGUGGUUUGCCAGCCAUGGAUGAGCAGUCAAUGACCUCUGACCCUUACAUCAAAAUGACGAUCCUCCCAGAGAAAAAGCAUAAAGUCAAAACCAGAGUGCUGAGAAAAACCUUGGACCCAGCCUUUGAUGAGACCUUCACGUUUUAUGGAAUCCCCUACACCCAGAUCCAAGAGUUGACCCUGCAUUUCAUCAUCUUGAGUUUUGACAGGUUUUCAAGAGAUGAUAUUAUCGGGGAAGUCCUAAUUCCGCUCUCAGGAAUUGAAUUGUCUGACGGGAAAACGUUAAUGAACAGAGAGAUCAUCAAGAGAAAUGUUAGGAAGUCUUCAGGAAGAGGCGAGUUACUGAUCUCCCUCUGUUAUCAAUCCACUACAAACACCCUUACUGUGGUUGUCUUAAAAGCCCGACACCUACCUAAAUCGGAUGUUUCUGGACUUUCAGAUCCCUACGUCAAAGUCAACCUGUACCAUGCCAAGAAGAGAAUCUCCAAAAAGAAGACUCACGUGAAGAAAUGCACCCCCAAUGCUGUGUUCAAUGAACUGUUUGUUUUCGAUAUUCCUUGUGAGAGUCUUGAGGAAAUAAGUGUUGAAUUUCUGGUGCUGGAUUCCGAAAGGGGAUCCCGCAAUGAGGUGAUAGGGAGGUUGGUCCUCAGUGCCACAGCAGAAGGAAGCGGAGGGGAGCACUGGAAGGAGAUCUGUGACUAUCCCCGGAGGCAAAUCGCCAAGUGGCACAUGCUCUGUGAUGGUUAGCAUCCUGGUGCUGACUUGGAACUGAAGGCUUUUUCUUAGGCAAGGAGCAAUUUUCUUUCUAUCUGAGAUCAUGAUUGCAAGCUUGUGACAGCAAGCAACCUUUUUUUUUUUUUUUUUUGUUAGAAGUGGAUUGAACUAGUAUAUCAGAGACUAACUGUAAAUGUGUAUCAUGACAAUUUCCCCCCUUUAUUAGAGGAGUUGGAUAAAUUUUCAUAAGAUAUUCAGUUUCCCUUGUGAAUCACUAGUGACAGAAGUGCAAGUAAUCAAACAUUUUAUGACUACUAUUACAGUCUCAAGUCAGAGGUGAGGUUUAGGAGAAAAUCUCACUGGCACCUGUCACUGGAAGUUCAUGUGAUUGUUAGGAUUUAAAUUUGAAAAGCAUGUCUUCUCUUAUGAAAAUUCAUCCAUUUUUUUCCCUGAGGGUAGGGGAAAUCAGUUUUUCUUUAAAUCCAAAGAUGUUAAAGAAAUGUCCUCUAGUUUGCUGUUAUUAAUUAUGUCAUGUGCAAAUGGUUGUCCGGCUUAUGAAAAUACUUGGUCAUUUGUCUUUGAUUUGUAAUUAUUUGCUACGAUUUUUAUCAUCAGAGAAAUAAUGUUGGUUCAUUCCAAAAGGACAGUGAACAAGCUGAAAACUCACUUUAUUAAAGGGCUGAAUUGAGCAUACUGUGGCUGAAAUAUGAUUUUUCUCCCUGCCUAGGUUACAUGUGAGUCAAAUGUAAAAUAGAACCUCAUGUAAGAACCAUGGCCUUUAAGUAUUCACUGCCUGUCACAAGCCUCACAGUGGCCUAAGAAACCCCCAUCACUUUCACAAAGUCGUGGAAUUCAAUUGUGGAUAUAGAAUAAAGUUCAACUAGGAAUCCAGUUAGAAACACAUUUUUUUAAAGAAAUGUGUGCAGUGUCCAAGAAUAUGCUCAAGGAACAGCUUCUGUACCCAGAGAGCAUGGUUACUUAAAUCUACAUUUAAUUUAUUCUCUGCUACAAGUGAUGAAGUCACUAGUUGAAAAAGAAAAGAUGGGGUGAAAAGGACUUUGAAGUGUUGCCAGAUAGAAAGUGUAACUUCAACCAACCAACUAACAAGUUAAGUGAUAAGGCUUACAAGUAGUUCAAUAGCAAGCCUAAUGUAAUUUACAUGAAGUCCACACAAGUUAAGCGUAGGCAGUCAAAUUAGCAGAAAAAAAAGUAUGUGUUUCAUUCACCUUUUUCUAGGCUAAUUUGUCUUAAGCUCUUAUCUGCAGAACAGUUUACAGACUUGUAUCUUGUACCAUUUUGCAGUGUCAGGAUCCUCAAAUUAUUCAAGUCUUAUUAGAGGAAAGCAGAACCCUCUGCUUGUUUGGGAAGCAUCAACUUGAGGAUAAUGCACUGUAUUUGAAUUUUUAGGGAAGUUCAAGUGAAACUCGGGUACAGUUGACUUACUAAAUAUGCAAGUUAGAAAUACAGUCUACUGAAAAUGUACAUUUUUGAGUCAGAUUUUGUGUGAGUACUUUAGCAGAUUUUGAGAAUGUGUUUGAUAUCACAGUGUUUGUAAAAUUGUAUGAAAAUGCAUUUUCCAAACAACUUAUAUAUGCUUUUUAUGAUUAUACCUAAUACAAACAGGUGUCUUUCUUUAUGUCUGUACAAAUAUUGAAAACCAACCUUUUUGUGAUUUAUGGCAAUGUUAGUAAUGAGAAAGACUCUUUUCCAUUCACUGUCUUCAUUAAGAUACCAAGUCACCUCAUACCAUCAUGGUCCACUCAGCAUCUUCAUGAAAGCAACAUGCGAUGACUGGUAGCUAGCAGGUAGUCUGGGAAGUCAGAUGGCCUUCAUAUGUCUGUACAUUUAGCAUUGUGGGCCAUAGAAUACUUUCCAUUUGGAGUUCUGAGGGUUGUGAGGGCUGAGUUUGAAUAUAUUUCAAAGCAGCCAGAAUUUAAUGGUAGUACCAGUAGAAAGAUGACUGUUAGAGGGGGUGAUUUUUUUAAAGUGGAACAACAAAACUAAUCACAAAAUCUUUAAAAAUUACAUAAUUUGUAAAUAGCUUUAAUUUUAAAAUCUGAGCUGUUUUCAGUGUGAACCGUUAAGUAAAACUAUUUGCAAAUGGUUUUAAUGAAAGAAAGAAGCAAAACAGGAAAGGACUAGAAACAGGCAGGUAGAUAUAUGAUCUCAUCUUCUGAAAAUUGUACUGUUCUAUAAUGUAUUACAAUAUCAAUGUGAAUUUCUUGGAAUUCUGUUGCAAUCCUGCACUGUAUUAAACUUGUAAAUUAAUUGUUUGUCUAAAUAGCCAAUUAACCACCCUAAUAGGGAGGUGUCCAUGUUUGAAGAACUGUGUAACUCAGUAACUGAUUUGCUCUGAUGUUUAAUUCAAUAGAAGUGAUUUGGAAGGAAGCAUGGUGUACGAGAUGGUGUCUGUUCCUUUGUGCCAGCUCUAUAUGAUGUUUGUAAGACCAUGUUUGUAAGA